UCUGCACGUCCCGGCGACUCUCUCAGAUAUCUUAAGACUUCUUCGUGUCAUAGUCGCCUUCUCCAACUAGCCAUUAUCAUACUUUACAGCAUUCUUGUUUACUUCUCCUCAUCAUGCCCGUCCCAUCAUCCGCUGAUGCUGAUGCCCCUCGCACCAACACCGUAAAGUCGAAUACGACCAAGACACCUCGCAAUUCCAAGGAGAAGCCUCCCUCAUCUCAAUUUCCGGCGCUGCCCUCUUCAACUAUACAAGCUCAGCAAGACCCCUCUACGCCAUCACCCUCCCAACUAAUCGCUCAGCAGUCUCAACAUUCUCAGCCACAACCACAAACGAAGAAGGUCGCUCGUCGUUCAAGCAAGCCCAUUAUCGAUUGGUUCCAACGGAAGUUGGCUGGUACUGUGCGGCCUCGUCGAGCAUCUGAUAGCGUUCGUGGACGGAACUCGAAUGGUUCCAAUAUAUCGAAUCGGGAGAAGAGGAGACCUACGCUACCGGACGGCUUUAGGGAUCUUAGCAGGGUUCAAUCGACCCCCUUACACCCAGGAGAGAGCGGUGACAAGGAUAUUAGACGGAACGGCCAUAGUCAGGCCCUUGCGAAGCCUGCGCCGAUUUCUUUGAAUGGAGAUGAGCCGGAGAGUCUUGCAGAUGCGGAGACGCAUGGCGACAUUUCAACCUAUCGUUCAUCGCUCGCUCGAGACUCUAUGUGGUCCCCAGCCAGCAAUCUCGAAGCAGACGAGGACGCUUCUGUCAGGCCCCUGCCCCCCAGCUCCCCUCCUUCACCCUCACCGUCUCGAUCGUCAUCGUCCUACCUUUCAGAUCCUCGCACGUUCAAAAGCAUAGCCGCGAGCACAAAGCCCACCACUUUGCUCAGCGUAGACCUCACGAAUGGUAUGGCUCACAUUGCUCAAGCACCAUCACCUGCGGGAGCCUCUCCAGCACAGAGAAUACCCGCUCAUAUACGAUCUUCUUCGGCAGGAGGCUCCAAUGGUGGCGGAUCCAUCACCUUCUCAGCUUUACCUCCCUCUCCGUCUUCUUCUGUUCAAAACUCCCUCAACAUUAUGGCCCAGACUGCAGGCUAUCCGAACCAUCCAUUGCAAGCCCCUCAGCACACAACACAUCACCCUCGAAACAAUCCUCAUCCUUCUUCUCCUCCCCCUGACAACGCUUCAAUGCUCACGCUGGCAUCUUCUGCAUUCGCAUUUCCUGGUGCCCGAAUAGGAGUUGUCGGUGGUACUACGGAUACCGUGUCUGUGUCUCAUCUCUCCCACUUUGGAGGGAGCCGAUUCGUCACAGAGGACCGUUCAAGCCAUUUUGUGCUCGGUGACGACCUUGAUGCCGAAGGUGAGGCAGAUGCGAGUGUCCGCGCUUUAAGGCCGAGAAGCUCAAGAAGGGGAAGCUGGGAGAGCGAGGCGAGUGGGUGGAGCGCCAGAAUGGGCAAUGGGAGCGUCGUUGGAAUGGGCCCGAGUACGCCGUCUAUGCUGAGAGACAGGAGUCUGUGGUCUGCGAGUCUCAGAACCGGUGGAAAUUUUCCCGGUUAUGAAGAGGGCGACCAAUCCGAGCAGGAUUCGGAUGAGGAGGAGGGCGACGAUCACGAUCAUGCUACACGCAAGCAUGAGGCGGAUGACGACAGUGGCGGAGGUAAUGUUGUCCAUGCCGACUCGCAAAGAGAGACGGACGCCUCGACCGCUGGCUCUGGAUCGACUCCGCAUGAGCGUUUCGGCGAGAGAGCAUCGCCUUCCUCAUCUCAAGCGCAAAGUUCGUCGAACCCCGUCAGUUCAUCUGCGGAAGCUGUCUCUCGUCCUGUCAUACGGGUGUCGAUGGACUCGCCGCGCAUCCAGAUCGGUGACACGACAACAUCGGCCUAGCAUUCAUCUUAGAUCUCACAAGGAAGUUGAUUGCGAGGCGCGACAGCACUUCUUUUAUGACAUAAGACUGUCUUUGACGUAUCAUUUCAUCGUCUCAUGUUUGUAAUUUAUGCUAUCGUUUCUUGCGGACGAGGAAUCUGCUUUCCUUCAUUCAAUCAUUCAAUGCACGCCGGUAUAACUCUC
This is a messenger RNA of Heterobasidion irregulare TC 32-1, 2045 nucleotides long. RefSeq lists its product as uncharacterized. The record is from RefSeq and is a predicted model, not a curated record. NCBI's taxonomy places the organism in Eukaryota, Fungi, Basidiomycota, Agaricomycetes, Russulales, Bondarzewiaceae. The coding region runs from base 114 to 1862 and encodes 582 amino acids. The transcript is spliced from 2 exons.